UCUCCGAGUUCAACCGGUAUCUGUUCAACUGCGGCGAGGGCACGCAGCGCGCCAUGCAGGAGCACAAGCUGAAGAUCUCCCACCUGGACAGCAUCUUCCUCAGCCGCGUGUCCUGGGCCAACGUCGGGGGGCUGCCGGGUAUGAUUCUCACACUGAAGGCUAUAGGGCUCCAGAGGUGCAUGUUCCUGGGGCCACCAAAGCUGCAAAACUACUUGAAAGCCAUUCGCCUCUUCCCCGGGCCCCUCAAAAGGAUGGACUUAGCUGUGCAGUUGCACACAGAGCCUGAGUACAAGGAUGAGACAAUGACUGUCUACCAAAUCCCUCUGACAGGAAGACCACUGGGUGCUGAAAGUUCAUCCCCCCAGAGUCCUGGAGCAUCUCCCAGAGGUGGAAAUAGCCCUGAAGGGAAUACAGGGCCUGGAUCCCCGAGAACUGCACAGCAAAGCUUGGAGGAAGGAAAAGAAAGCCCAAAGAAAGCAGGUGAUGAACAGAAGUGUGCAAGGGAGCAUCCUGAUCUGGUGACGGCUUUUCUUUGUAAAGUAAGUUUGGGCACAGUGUCUCUAAACCAGCCCAGAAGAGAUGAGAGAACAGAGUAUUUCAGGGGGAAGGGACAUAGAGUGAUCAUCUAUAAGCACAGGAUGAGUUGGGUUGGAAGAGACCUUAGAGAUAAUCUGUCUCUGUGCCCCUGUGGGCAGGGACGCCUUCCAUUAGAUCAG
This is a messenger RNA of Cyanistes caeruleus (blue tit), 716 nucleotides long. The record is from RefSeq and is a predicted model, not a curated record. Lineage: Eukaryota; Metazoa; Chordata; Aves; Passeriformes; Paridae.